Messenger RNA from Castor canadensis (American beaver), 875 nucleotides. The record is from RefSeq and is a predicted model, not a curated record. Lineage: Eukaryota; Metazoa; Chordata; Mammalia; Rodentia; Castoridae.
AUGAACAUCGAGGUUGGAAACAUUUCUUACACGGGCGCCAUCAUCUCCUGGUCGUCCUCAGAGCCCUGCCUGGAGGACUAUUACCAUAUUAUGUACAGGCCCAACUGGAACAGCAUCUUCUCUGGCUAUCUUCGCUACAGCUUCCACCACGAAGAGAAGGUGCCCCGAGCGAUCAGCUCCGUGGUACUGGAACACCUCGCCCCUUCCACUCUCUACUUCCUCUGCGUCAGCUGUAAGAAGGCCUCUUUGCCCUACAGGCACUACUGCACCAUGUUCCACACCCUGGAUAAGAGUCCACUGGCUGCUGGGGGCUCCCUGGUGGACCCCCAAAUAUCCCUUUGGGUGCUGAUGGCCAUUCUUCUGGCCUGUUUCACAGCUGUCUUGGCCUUCAUCUGCCUCCAGUUCUGGUGUAUCCGCUGCCAUGAGCCUCGGUGGUCUUACAGAGCUGGCCACAUGGAAGAAGCCAAUGGGUUGGUGAGAUGGCCAGAGGAGGCCCCAGCUCUUGGGCAGAGGGAGGAAGACCUGCAGGGGCUCCCCCUGGUGGAACUGCCUCGCAAGAAUUCUGGAGCCAAUGCUGAACUUGAGGCGGAAGCCCAGCAGGAUGCCCCUGAUGUGGGAGCCUUACUUAGGGAGGGUGGGAACCAACCCGCCAUAUUGCCUCCCUGCAGGGAGUAAGAGGUGGGGGGGGGAAGACAGAUGGCCCCCAUCAUGUAGCCUAAAGUCCCCUGCCCCCAGUAGGUCUUUUGUAACCAUUUGUCUAUAGACUACCCAUCUCUCUCUCUCCUCAAAUAUCAGUGUGAUCACAGGGGGAAGAAGGCCUGAUAACAAGGAGCUCCCCAAGACCUCCAGGUGUACAAGGGAGAACAUGCCAUCAA